Castor canadensis (American beaver) is the source of this 3722-nucleotide messenger RNA. It is a transcript of the gene Gtpbp1, whose product is annotated as GTP binding protein 1. Gene Ontology annotation, biological process: translational elongation. Gene Ontology annotation, molecular function: translation elongation factor activity; GTPase activity; GTP binding. Lineage: Eukaryota; Metazoa; Chordata; Mammalia; Rodentia; Castoridae. The record is from RefSeq and is a predicted model, not a curated record.
UGUGUCUUAGCUAGAGAUACGUGUCAACCUUUGCGCGGCGGGAGAAGUUUUGCAUAAAUUAUUCCGAUGAGGGAGGGGCGGGACCGCGCAUAGAUUAGUCAAAUGAGCCUGGGAGGGAGGGCGGCAGACUGCGAAUUAGCCUAAGUUAUUAAAGAUGGCGGCGGAGCGGAGUCGCUCCCCGGUGGACUCGCCGGUGCCGGCCUCUAUGUUCGCCCCCGAACCCAGCUCCCCGGGGGCGGCCAGGUCCGCGGCGGCCGCGGCCCGGCUCCACGGCGGCUUCGACUCGGACUGCAGCGAGGACGGCGAGGCGCUCAACGGCGAACCGGAGCUGGACCUCACCAGCAAGCUGGUUCUAGUGAGCCCUACAUCAGAGCAGUAUGACAGCCUACUUCGGCAGAUGUGGGAGAGGAUGGACGAGGGAUGCGGAGAGACCAUAUAUGUCAUUGGGCAGGGAUCAGAUGGGACUGAGUACGGGCUGAGUGAAGCUGACAUGGAGGCCUCCUAUGCUACAGUGAAGAGCAUGGCAGAACAGAUAGAGGCUGAUGUCAUCCUCCUACGGGAACGUCAAGAAGCUGGUGGCCGUGUGCGUGAUUACCUAGUUCGGAAACGAGUCGGAGACAACGACUUCCUAGAGGUCAGGGUAGCAGUCGUGGGCAACGUGGAUGCUGGCAAAAGCACACUUCUGGGGGUCCUGACACAUGGGGAACUGGACAAUGGCCGUGGCUUUGCCCGCCAGAAACUCUUCCGCCACAAACAUGAGAUUGAAUCUGGUCGCACCAGCAGUGUGGGCAAUGACAUUCUAGGCUUUGACAGUGAAGGCAAUGUGGUGAACAAGCCUGACAGCCAUGGUGGCAGCCUGGAGUGGACAAAGAUCUGUGAGAAGUCCUCUAAGGUUAUUACCUUCAUUGACCUGGCUGGCCACGAAAAGUACCUGAAGACCACUGUCUUUGGCAUGACUGGCCAUUUGCCUGACUUCUGUAUGCUCAUGGUGGGCAGCAAUGCUGGCAUUGUCGGGAUGACCAAGGAGCACUUGGGCUUGGCAUUGGCACUCAAUGUACCUGUCUUUGUGGUAGUCACCAAGAUUGACAUGUGUCCUGCCAACAUCCUACAAGAAACCCUGAAGCUGUUACAGCGCCUGCUGAAGUCACCAGGCUGCCGGAAGAUCCCUGUGCUGGUGCAGAGCAAAGAUGAUGUGAUUGUUACAGCCUCCAACUUCAGCUCUGAAAGGAUGUGCCCGAUAUUCCAGAUCUCCAACGUUACAGGCGAGAACCUAGAUCUGCUGAAGAUGUUCCUCAACCUCCUGUCCCCCCGCACCAGCUACAGGGAGGAGGAGCCUGCUGAGUUCCAGAUUGAUGACACCUACUCUGUCCCAGGUGUGGGGACAGUAGUGUCGGGAACAACCCUGAGGGGCCUAAUCAAGCUGAAUGACACUCUGCUGCUGGGCCCUGACCCCUUGGGUAACUUCCUGUCUAUUGCUGUCAAGUCAAUUCAUCGCAAGCGCAUGCCUGUCAAGGAAGUACGGGGAGGCCAGACAGCCUCCUUUGCACUGAAGAAGAUCAAGCGCUCAUCUAUCCGGAAGGGCAUGGUGAUGGUUUCUCCACGCUUGAACCCCCAAGCCUCCUGGGAAUUUGAGGCCGAGAUUCUUGUCCUCCACCACCCCACCACAAUUAGCCCUCGCUACCAGGCUAUGGUACACUGUGGGAGCAUCAGACAGACGGCCACCAUUCUGAGCAUGGACAAGGACUGUCUGCGCACUGGGGACAAGGCCACUGUCCACUUCCGCUUCAUCAAGACCCCUGAGUACCUGCACAUAGACCAGCGGCUGGUGUUCCGAGAAGGCCGCACCAAGGCUGUCGGCACCAUCACCAAGCUGCUCCAGACAACCAACAACUCCCCGAUGAACUCCAAGCCCCAGCAGAUUAAAAUGCAGUCAACAAAAAAGGGCUCCCUGACCAAACGAGAAGAGGGGGGCCCACCUGGUGGGCCUGUGGUAGGGGCCCCUCCACCUGGAGAUGAAGCUUCCUCCCUAGGGGCUGGGCAGUCAGCUUCAUCCAGCAGUCUCCAGCCACCGCCCAAGCCUAGCAGUGGGGGCCGGCGACGAGGGGGCCAGCGCCACAAGGUGAAGUCCCAGGGGGCCUGUGUGACUCCUGCCAGCGGCUGCUGAAUCUUCCUCUGGCCCACCCUCACCGCCUGAGAGAUCCUUACUCUCUGGCCCACUCACCAGCUGGGCAGAGCAGCUCUAACCGCCACCCGCCCACCCCCAGGCCAUAGCUGGAGCCUCCUGGUUGCCCCACCCAUUUUCCAGGGGAGUUGUAAUUUAUAAGCUAAGGAAGGUGGCCAGACUUCCAGAGGACUGACUAUCUCCCACCUCUUCCUGCCUCGUUUCUCACUCACACAUCUUUUGUACAUCUGGGCCCUUAGUUUUUAUUCUUUUUAUUAUAUACUCUGUCUCUAUCUAGUGUGGUUGUGUGUGUGUGCGUGAGGUACAGGAGUGCAGCCGGGCAGGGCCUUGUCAGUCUCUUUCCUUUUCUCCUCCUGGCUAGCCACCAGCCUCCAGGAGCUGGCUGCCUGCCUGACCUUCCGUCCGUCCAUGUGUCUGUCUUGGUGAGAUCUUCGGAGCCUUUAGGGAAUUUCAGGAACUGAAGGAGCCUGCCUCCCGUGUUCCACUGCUCUUCUCAGUGGAGCCCUUCCAUGGGGCUGACCUUGGGCUGAGGGGUCUCUGAGAUUCAGUGUCUUCUGCCAGAGCAGGGAACCCCCAGUCCAAGACUUUACCAGGCAGAAAGUGGUGGCUUCCCCUUUUCUUUCUCCCUUUUUCCCAUAAGCCCCAGGAAGGUAAUGCCAAAAGCUCUUCAGUGUCACCUGUGAUGUGUAGAAGAGAGGUAACUUCAUUAUAAGACUCUGCCCACCCCCAUUCUGACCCGUGCCACCAAUCCAAAGACCCCUGGUGGGCUUCCUCUUGGAGACAAUCCUGUGCUUGCCUGGGCCGGCUGGAGCUGCUCCUAGCUUCUGCCAUCUGCCUACUGGGAGGCUCUCCCCACCCAGGAGUGGCCGCCUGCUUAGACUUUGGCCUUUGGCUGGCCAAAGUAGGGUGUGGGCCUGCCCAGAUGGAGUUUUCUAGCGUGUCCUGUUGGUAGGGAGGGGUGUGCUUCUCUGAGCCCAGCCAGUACUAGAAAUCCUUUCCCCACACGCUGCCCAACAGGCUGCUACAGGAGCAUAGUGGCGAGAGCAGGCGGGGACCGAAACAGACUCUCCCAGGCCCAGCACAGCAUUUAGUCCUCAGGAAGCAUUGCUGCUUGGAGUGGGGCAGAGAUGGUGACAUGGUCCUGAGCCAGCCUGGACCGAGCUCUGCCCCCAUAGCCCUUGGUUUAGGGUCACUGAUGGGCAUUUCUUCUCUAGCCAGGGCAGACACCCAGCUGGCUGGGUCCUUCUUCAACCUCACCUGCUUCCAUCCCCAGCCCUCUCCUGUCCUGUCCUGACUGCUGGUCCUCUCUCCUAUCUGCUCCCAACUGUCUCUAGUCACCACUGACCCGUGGCUGUGGACUGACCAGACCAGCAUUCACAAUAAAAGUUUCUUCCACGUUGACAGUGUUGUGUUCCCUGCCCAGCCCUCCAGGCGGAGGUGCUGUCAAGGGCAUGCUGUGGCUUUGCCUGCCCUUGGGCGCCCUGUGGCAGCCCAGCUUCCCAUCAGGCAGGUGUGACUCCCACUGUGUGACACAGGACAA